AUGUGGCAGGAAAGUUUCCCAAUUCAGCUUAUGGUACUGGGAGCUCUUCGUUAUCUUGGCAGAGGCUUGACAUUUGAUGAUCUCGAGGAUUUUACAGCAAUAAAUGAGGAGAUACAUCGGCAGUUCUUCCAUGUUUUCAUCCAAUUUGGAUCAAGCGAUCUCUUCCAGGAAUACGUUGCCCAUCCUGUUAACGCAGAGCAAUACCGGACACAUCAACAUGAAUUCAAUAUGGGUGGACUGCAUGGUGCUGGAUGGUCAAGUGACGCAACAAAUGUCAUUAUGUGGCGCUGCACCCACAACUUGAAACAAGCAAAUACAGGUUUUAAACAGAGUUAUCCUGCACGAUCAUACAAUCUGACCUGUAAUCACAGGCAACAAAUCCUACAUACUACGAAAGGUCACCCCUCUCGGUGGAAUGACAAGAUCUUGGCUUACCACGACGAGUUUCUGUACAGCUUGAGGAAAGGUGACAUCUUACAAGAUGCGAAAUUUACCCUGUUGUCGUGGUGCAAUCAGAUUGGCGGUCCUGUAAAAGAAUCACGGUAUUGUGGCUCUUGGGGACUUGUGGACAAGAAUGGGUACCACCAAUGGUCGUGCACUCAAGCACCAGGCAAAGCAGACUUGACUCUUCCUGAACGUCGCCUUUCGGAAUUCAUUGAGUCUUUUCAAAAAGAUGCAAAAUGUACCUUCGGUAUCCUCAAAGGGCGAUUUCGAAUUCUCAAGGCUGACAUUAGAUUGGAAGGUACCGAAGCAGCUGACAAUACUUGGCUCACCUGCUGCGCACUACACAAUUGGCUUCUUGACAUUGAUGGGCUAUCAUCUGAAUGGCAGAAUGGAGUGCAAAGUGAUUGGGAAGGAGAAUUAGGUGACAACGAAGCUGAGGGGUUUGCCGAGUAUGCCCCAUUCGCUGUUCAGAGGUUGCAACAGCCAGAGAUCGCUCAAUUUGGUAGCAGAGGAGAGCAUGAGAGGAGUAUGGCACGACCAGGUCUCCUGGUGCCGGAAGUAUCACAGGAAGAUGACUCUGCUGCAGGUGAUAAUGAUGACAACUUGAGUAUCACAUCAGAUGGGUUUGGUGAGACUGUCGACGAAGAUGGUGCAGUGUACAUAAACUCUCUGUUGUACAGAGAAUUUCGAUCGCUACUGGUGGAACACUUUGACAUAUUGUGGAGAUGUAGAGCAAUUGUCUGGCCUACUAGAAAUUAA
Seminavis robusta is the source of this 1203-nucleotide messenger RNA. The record is from the annotation of a GenBank genome assembly. NCBI's taxonomy places the organism in Eukaryota, Bacillariophyta, Bacillariophyceae, Naviculales, Naviculaceae.